Molecule: messenger RNA, 1739 nt
Organism: Heterobasidion irregulare TC 32-1
Lineage: Eukaryota; Fungi; Basidiomycota; Agaricomycetes; Russulales; Bondarzewiaceae
Exons: 3
Coding region: 378-1244 (288 amino acids)
Source: RefSeq, a predicted model, not a curated record
CUCAACUUCAGCUGAGCACCUCAGGCAAUGUCGUCUUCACUCGGACAUCCGUCGUCGUGAUCACCCCUACGUCAAGCACGACGACCAGUGAAGAUCGGGCUUCCACGGGCUUUUUUCACAACAAAGGCGCCGUCGCCGGAGUCUUCACCGUCGUCGGCCUCAUCGCCCUCAUAAUAUUCUUCAUCUUGGGGACCACCUUCAUCCGAAAGCGCCGCGCCCGCAAAUUCGACAAGGAGAUCGACGAGGCUGCUGCAGAGGCCGCCGCCGCAUCUCGAGGACCCGAUUUCGACGACUACGACUACAAUCCCGCGCACGCCGCCAGCGGCGGGUACACCGGGUACUCGGACGGCAGCCAUGGCACGUUCGCGCAGCCGCCCAUGUCCAUCGGCCACGCGAGCGACUACCGCAUGCCUGACGUGCCCCCGAACUUCGAUCCCGCGUUCGGCGUCGGCGCGAGCGGCGCGGCGGGCGCGGCGGGUAUCGGGGCGGGCGUGGGCACGGCCGCGAUGCAGCGCGCGAGGAGCAGGCGGGACGGCCAACCGCAGGUGCCGUACAACGCGUUCGGGGCCGCGCCGCAGGAGCAGUACGAGAUGCAGGACUCGCGGCUGCGCUACCGCGGGAACACGACCGGGCCGGACUACGAUCUGCUGGACGCGGCGGCGCUCACGGGCACCGCUGGGGACCCGUACGCGGUCGCGAGAGGCCCGUCGACGCGGACGGGCACGACGCAGUACUCGAAUUCGGGCUCGGGCUCGGGCUCGGGCGGCGCGCUGUCGCGGAACCAGUCGCAGAACGCGCGGGAGAUGCUGUCGCCCAGCGUCGAGGAGGACUACCCGCUGACGACCGCGUUCGCGGGGACGUCGGAUGGGCACGGGGCACCUGCGUAUUACUCCCCGCAGGUGCAGCCGGACUCGUACGCGACGUACAACGGCGCUGAGGGCGCGGUGCGGCACAUGCCCGAGCCGCAACACGACGUAGACCCGUAUGGAGGGUAUAUCGACGCGUCGCCAUCGCCGGGGAUGCCCAUACCGAACCCGCACUCGCCGUUCGUGGAGAUGUCGCCCGCGCACCAGCAGACGACCUCCCCGGACGACACGGACGACGAGGAUGAUCAUAUGCCUUCGGCCCAUGACGCACACUCAGCUGGUCAACACGUGCUUGGGGAUAGCCGGGCGAGCCUCGGUGAUCAGGAGGAUUAUGGCUACGAGAGCGAGAGGAGGGUGCUCAGGGUCGCGAACGAGUGAUGUGCGCAGCCGUGCGCGGUCGUGCCUAUACCCAGUGCGACGCGAUGGAGGAGUAAGUAUUUUAUCAUCUAAGCUCUAAAUGUCGAUAUUCGGACGCCCCGACCCUUGCCUUUCCUUCCGUCCACCAUCUAUGCCUUUUUUAUUGAGGUUCGCCGCUCCACGAGGCGGCGAGCCUCGCCAGUGUUCUUCUCCUCGAGUACCGUUCCGAGCCCCCGCUGUGCGGCCGUUGGCGUUCGGCGUCGGCCUGCGUCGACCCUCGCGCGGGACUUUUUUUUUGCUUUUAGUGCUUCUUCCGUUCUUUUUCGGUGCCGCGUUAAUAUCUAUCGUCCCUGUCGCGUUCGCGUUCGCGCCCGAUCAUCGACCUCCGUCUGGGCGUGUGCGUUUGAGUGCGUCGGCGCGUUCUGUGUGUGUGUGUUUAUGGCCAUCUCGUGUACUUUACUGCUUGUUCCAGUCACGGUAUCGUCUAUGAUCUGCACCAACACCCGCUUUAUUGUC